CAGAUGCUAUAAUAUCUCUGUUGACCAUCAUCUCCGUUAUGCCGUAUGAUCUCUCUGCUGACCCCUGCGACAACUACACUGUGCUGGACAACGCUUGGAGAGCCACCAACUAUACUAACUCCACCUACAAUUGUGAUAAGAAUUUAAAGUGGGUCGGCUGGUAUCGGCUUUACCUUAAUGGCCAAAAUGCUCAAAUGUCAGAAUCUUGUGUUGUUAGAUCGAGGUGUGGUACUUAUAUCCCACUGUGGCUAAGAGGUGGACACCCAAAACCUGAGGAUGGAGUGGUCACCAGAGAUGUUUGUGGUCAUGAGGGUUACUGCUGCAAUUUUCAGUCAUAUCCCAUUAGAGUUAAAGCCUGCACAGGUGGUUAUUAUGUCUAUGAGUUUGUUACACCAACUAGAUGCAAUAUGGCAUACUGUGCAGACCCCUGCAACAACUACACUGUGCUGAAUGAUUCAAGAAGAUCCACCAACUAUUAUUCUUCCUCCUCCAUGUGUGACAGAGAUGUCAGUUGGGUCGGCUGGUAUCGACUUUACCUUAAUGGCCAGAGCACUCGAAUGCCAGAAACAUGUGUUGCAGUGAAUAGAUGUGGUACUAAAACCCCACUGUGGCUAAAUGAUGGACACCCAAAACCAGAGGAUGGAGUAGUCACCAGAUAUGUUUGUGAUGACCUCUCUACUGACCCCUGCUACAACUACACUGUGCUGGACAACGCUUGGAGAGCCACAAACUAUUCCACCAAUUCUUCCCCCUCCAAGUGUGACAGAAAUGUCAACUGGGUCGGCUGGUAUCGGCUUUACCUUAAUGGUCAGAACGUUCGAAUGCCAGAAACAUGUGUUGAAAAACAAAGGUGUGGUACUGAUGUCCCACUGUGGCUAAGAGGUGGACACCCAAAACCUGAGGAUGGAGUGGUCACCAGACAUGUUUGUGGUCACUAUGACAAUUACUGCUGCUAUUAUGAGUCAUAUCCCAUUAAAGUCAAAGCCUGCACAGGCGGUUAUUAUGUCUAUGAGUUUGUUAAACCAGCUACAUGCAAUAUGGCAUACUGUGCAGAUGUUGACAGCAUGAACAAAACCUACAUAAGUGUCAUGCCAGCGAUCACCACAUCUGAUAUGAAUGUCUUUGUUCAUGAAUUUCAAUUCAUCAAACUUUUCAGAUCUCAAGAGCACUAUUUCCACUUAUACAACUGUCACACCAGCAGUCACCACAUCUGGGUCACAACUGCCACAGUGUUGGGUGAUGACAGUGAGGAAACCUCAUCUAUACAGAAUCUCCUUGACCAGAUAGAGAAUUUUACUGUUCUCAAUUUAACGAAUGUUACCAUGUUCAUGGACAAGGUUUUCAGCACUUCAGAGAAGAUAAACACAUCAUCAGAUGACCCAAAGAAACUAGCAUCAGAUGUCUUAAAAGCCAGUGAGAAGCUCGUGUCAAUGUUGGCGAAGCCAACAAACACCUAUGACAAUGUCAGUUUCAGUCAUGCAGCUGUGGAGGCGCAAGUGUUUGUGGUUGGACCACAGGCCAACCUUGAUAAAAUCCCUCAGCUCAACACAUCAAAUGCUUCUAUAGACAUCGAUCUUAUUGGGAUUGCCAGGAAUAAUUUGAAUUCAGCUGCUGUGGCUUUCAUGAGUUACAAUACAAUGGAGGACCUACUGAAACCUGACUUCUUCAACACAUCAGAUGACACAAAUAAAACAAUGAUUUCCACUGUCAUCUCUGCUACUCUUCUUACAACCACCAACAAAACCCUCACAAAACCAGUCAAUUUCACCCUCAAACACAUCAGAGAGAUAAACAACCGUGGUAAUCUUUCCUGUGUGUACUGGAACAUCAGUGAGUGGAUUGUAGAUGGUUGUUCUGUUGUAAAGACCAACAGCAAGUUUACUGUGUGUUCAUGUCUUCAUCUGUCAACAUUCGCUCUUAUCAUGCAAACCAACAGAAGCCCAUCAGAGGAUAAUAGUCAGCCGAUGGAGUCGAUGAAUGUGGUGUUUGUGAUCGUGGGUCUGGUGUUUAAUAGUUUGGCUCUGUUGACUUUUGCUUUCUGUCGAUGGAAACCUGGCGUGAAGAAUGUAGCUCGAAUCAACCUCUGCAUCAGUCUGCUGUCUGCUCAUCUUCUGUUCUUACUCACACAACAAUUCAUCAAUCUCAUAAAACCUCACAAGGAGUUGUGUGCUGUGAUAUCAGGAGCUCUUCACUUCUUCUUUCUCUCCUGCUUUGUGUGGAUGUUCAUUGAAGCUGUGCUGCUCUUCAUCUGUGUGAAGAAUAUAUCACAGAUCAGCUCCAGACAGAGGGCGAUGCUUAACAAGGGAUUCUUGAUUGUGAUUGGUUAUGCGGUUGAUUUUGUUAUAGUGGGUGUGUCUGCUGGACUGGUUCCUGAAGGCUACGGCAGUGAAAAAUGCUGGAUUAAAGUGGAGAGAGGCUUCAUCUGGAGUUUUCUGGGACCUGUUUGCUUUAUUCUUGCAAUAAACACGGUUAUCUUCAUCAGUAUCUUCAUCAGUCUGAACUUAACUCUCAAAAACCUUAACCUUGACGUUUCACACAUGAGACAAACCAAGAUUACGGUUUUUAAAACUCUGACCCAGUUUGUGAUUUUUGGUGGUCCCUGGAUUCUGGGUUUCUUCGUUAAUAACAGUAAGAUGAUCGAGAUUCUCUUCCUGAUCCUGAACUCACAGCAAGGAACCUUCAUCUUCCUGGUCUACUGUGUCCUCAAUAAUGAGGUUAGACAACAGUAUGUGAAGUGGAUAAGAGCUGUUUUUCCCGGACUCUAA
Molecule: messenger RNA, 2765 nt
Organism: Misgurnus anguillicaudatus (oriental weatherfish)
Lineage: Eukaryota; Metazoa; Chordata; Actinopteri; Cypriniformes; Cobitidae
Source: RefSeq, a predicted model, not a curated record